AUGUCUUAUCCAGGUCAACAACGACAACGAAGAGGUUUUUAUGUCAGCAGGGCAUGUACAAAUUGUCAACAAAAACACACAAAAUGCUCUGGAAAUGUAAUUUGUGAACGUUGUACACUACGUAAUCUUGAGUGUACUUUUAUUGAUUCGGGUAAGAAACGUGGACCGAGGGUGAAUUGUAAAUUCUCCGAACAGGUCUCUGUUUUUAACGGUCCUGAAAAUGAAUUUGAAGGAAUAUCUAUGCUGUCCUCCACAAUCCCUAAUGCAUUGCGAGAUCACGCAUCGACUCUAUCAUCACCAUCAGGAUAUCCACAAACAUCAGACAAUAUUGACAAGGUUACUCUUUAUUCUAACUAUGAAGAACAAAAUAUUCGUGCUUUUCAAGGAGUUGAUCCAUUUUCUUAUCAAGCAUGUACCGAUACUGGAUUCGUUAUGCAAGACAAUAAUAUUAUGGAUAGUACACCCAUUAAUCAUAAUAUUAUCUUUUUAUAUGAAGACUUGUUCUUUGAUAAUAAUUAUAUUCUACCAUUCCACAAUUAA
Molecule: messenger RNA, 540 nt
Organism: Dentiscutata erythropus
Lineage: Eukaryota; Fungi; Glomeromycota; Glomeromycetes; Diversisporales; Gigasporaceae
Source: the annotation of a GenBank genome assembly